AUGCCGAAUGCCAGUGAUUUGCCACCAGUGCCGCCAGUCUUGGAGCCAUGUUUGGAUAUCUUGAAGGACGACAAAUGGGUGGAACGGCAUUCUCUGUCCGCCGGCCAGCAACGCUGGACACUGGGCAGAGCUGUUGGAGAGGUGGACUUCGUGAUGCAACAUGCUGCACUAUCUAGAGGAAGUGCAGGCAUUUACCUGAUGGAUCUGAAUUCAGGACAUGGUAUAUUUCUAGAUGGACAGAGGAUCGAAAAGAAUCUUCGCGUGCUUCUGAAACAUGGAGCAGCCAUCCGAUUCCGUAAGCGCAAGCGCACGCGCGUGUGUUACGCACGUGCGGCCAUGCUGCGAUGGGCAGCAUUGGCGGCAGUGCUCGCAGCCGCCGUUUGUGCAGACGAAAGCUUUGACCAUGCUGUCUCUGUAGAUGCUGAUGGACGUACGAAUGAGUACUCACAUCAUUUGGAAUCAGAGCCUUUGAGUCUGAGUGAAAUCACUCCACAUUGGUCCUUGGAUGAUGCAGCUCUCCUUCCACAACAACAUGUGACGAACAGCCAGCCGAGCCAAUCGGAGGAGGAUGAAUCAGCUGAUGAUGAAUCAACUGAUGAUGAUGGUGAUGAUGAGGAGAGCUCAGAGGAAGCGGUUGGGACCGAAAAAGGGAACUUCUCCUUUUCGUACCGUCAACACGUGACAGGCUCCACACCCACCGGACCGUUAGGAAUCGGCACGCCAUCGGUGGGUUUGAACAUGAUCUUGGAUACGGGGAGCGACAAGUUCGUGGCAAAGACCUGGUCAACCAUCAAGGCAGAGCUGGAUAAGAUCGAUGCCGGUGCUUCAGAGGAGGUCUUCCCGGGAAACAAGAUUUACAACCACAACUCGUCCAAGUCCUAUAUGCAACUCUUUGCUUCUCAACAUGGAAGGAAAGUCCCACGUCAGGGAUUCAUUGCAUAUGGAAGUGGCAUGGCCAUCACCUUGGAAGGCAAAGAGACCAUUCGUGUUGGAACUGAUGAGAGAUCCUCUGAUGGCAAAGCUGUGGAUGUGGCUGGGCAAAUGCAUUGGGCAGUGACAGUGAAGAACAUGCACGUGAAGAAGCACAAGCUCGGAGACGACAUGCACGUCUCUUUGCCACCAAGUGCCUACAUCAUGAAGGUUCAAAUGCCAAGGCUGAAAGAGGAUCCCAACUCCCAAGCGGAGGAUUCGGAGAUGAGAAGCGCCACCUCCGAGAAUGCGGAUGCCAACCUCGAGGAGGACGAUGACGAUGAAGCGAGUGACGAUGCCAAGGCUGUGGGAUCCACACGCUUCCGGAUGGCUCGACGUCAUGAAGCGGCUGAACUCACAGAAGAAGAAGCAAGGGAAGCACAAGAAGCUCAAACUCAGCGCUACCAGGCACAAGUGGACUCCUUGGUGGAGGAGCGCUUGGCGAAUCAGCCACAAAGCAUCAAGGAAAAGCGACCAAAGGUCUUCUUAGAGGUGGAGCUCCACAAGCGGCAGCUAGGCAAAGUGGUCCUCGAGCUCUUUGGCGACGUUGUCCCGAAGACGGUCGAGAACUUCCGCUGUCUUUGCACAGGAGAACGAGGCGUCAGCGCUGUUUCUGGCAAGCCGCUCUGCUUCAAAGGAAGCAGGUUUCACAAGAUCAUCCCGGGCAAAAUCAUCCAAGGUGGUGACAUCACCAAAGGCGAUGGCUCCGGGGGUGAUUCCAUCUACAACCAGGAUGGAGAUGGCACCUUUGAGUCUGAAAACUUCAAGCUGAAGCACGACCGGCCUGGCCUUGUGUCUAUGGCACACAAGCGAGGGCAAGAAGGGAAGAAUUGUUCACAGUUUUUCUUUACUUCAAAGGCCGAGCCGAAGCUGGAUGGUAAGAAUGUCGUCUUCGGACGCGUCAUCGAAGGGAUUGACAAGCUCUCCAAGCUCGAGUCCAUGGGCACCAAGGGGGGCACCCCACUCUUUGAGGCGAUCAUCUCGGAUUGCGGCGAGUUGGAGUCCGAAGCCUUGAGAACGAGAAAGCGAAAGCUGGACGAGGAGAGCACUUGUCGUAUUCUGCAGCCGCGGGGCCCGAGCUUUCGUGUGGCGCCGCCUUUGAAGAGGCGCAGCCGCAGCAAUGGCCUCACCAGUGGCCUCAUUGAAGCAGCCGCUCCUACCGAGGCGCCAUCUCUCAUCUCUCAGGUCUAA
Messenger RNA from Durusdinium trenchii, 2160 nucleotides. The record is from the annotation of a GenBank genome assembly. NCBI's taxonomy places the organism in Eukaryota, Dinophyceae, Suessiales, Symbiodiniaceae.